AUCGUCCUCGACACUCACAAUGGCUCCCUCGGCGUCGAAGCAGAAGCGUCUCGCAGAAAAGGCGGCAAAGCAGGCCGCCAAGGGCAAGGGGGAUGGCUCGACGACCGCCGUCUCCUCGACGGGCACCCCGGCAUCGAGCACAGCCGUCUCCACCGCCAACAACUCCACCGACGACCUCUCCGCGAUGGCGAAGCUCCGCGUCGCCACCGAGCGGUCCGCCGCUGGUGUUCUCGUCUCCGACCCGAAGGGCCGCGACAUCAAGAUCGACCAGUACACGCUCUCCUUCCACGGCCGCCUCCUCAUCGAGGGCGCUGAGAUCUCCCUCAACUACGGCCAGCGGUACGGUCUCCUCGGAGAGAACGGCUCCGGCAAGUCCACCUUCCUCAACUCCAUCGCGGAGCGCGACAUCGAGAUCCCCGAGCACAUCGAUAUCUACCUCGUCUCUGGCGAGGCGGAGCCCUCCGACGUCAACGCCGUCGACUUCAUCGUUGCCAGCGCGAAGGCAAAGGUCGCCCGCCUUGAGCAGCGCAUCGAGGAGGUCUCCAUGGCUGUCGGAGACGACCCCAGCGCCGAGAUCGAGCUCGACCACCUGUACGAGGAGCUUGAGGAGAUGGACCCGAGCACGUUCGAGGCGAAAGCCGGUGCGAUCCUCCACGGUCUCGGCUUCACACAGCAGAUGAUGGCGAAGCCGACGAAGGACAUGUCCGGUGGUUGGAGGAUGCGCGUCGCGCUCGCGCGUGCCCUUUUCAUCAAGCCCCAUCUCCUCCUCCUCGACGAGCCGACCAACCAUCUCGAUCUCGGUGCCGUCGUCUGGCUCGAAGCGUACCUCUCCACCUACAACCACAUCCUCGUCAUCACCUCGCACUCUCAGGACUUCAUGGACUCCGUCUGCACGAACAUCAUGGACCUUACAAUGAAGAAGAAGCUCGUCUACUACACCGGUAACUACAGCACCUACGUCAAGACGAAGGCCGAGAACGAGGUCAACCAGAUGAAGGCGUACAACAAGCAGCAGGAGGAAAUCGCGCACAUUAAGAAGUUCAUCGCUUCCGCCGGUACAUACGCCAACCUCGUCAAGCAGGCGAAGUCGAAGCAGAAGAUCAUCGACAAGAUGGAGGCGGCGGGCUUGGUCGAAAAGGUCGAGCAGCCGCGGCCGUUGAGGUUCAACUUCGAGGACAUCCGCAAACUGCCGCCGCCUGUCAUCGCCUUCUCCGACGUCGCGUUCUCGUACUCGGGCAAGAAGGAGGACUACCUGUAUCAGGGCUUGAGCUUCGGUAUCGACAUGGACUCCCGCGUAGCCAUUCUUGGCGCCAACGGUACGGGCAAGAGUACGCUGUUGCACCUCAUCACGGGCGCGCUGCAACCGACGGAGGGCUCGAUCAGCAAGCACGCAGCGUUGAAACUGGCGAAGUACUCGCAGCACAGUGCGGACCAGUUGCCAUACGACCAGAGCCCGAUUGAGUACUUCCAGAGUCUCUUCCAUGAGAAGUAUCCCGAGAAGGAUGCCAUGGCAUGGCGGCAACAACUCGGCCGGUUCGGUCUUUCGGGCUCUCACCAGACGGCACCCAUUCGUCAACUCUCGGAUGGCUUGAGGAACCGCGUCGUCUUCGCGCAGCUGGCGAUGGAGCACCCGCACAUCUUGUUGCUUGAUGAGCCGACUAACCACUUGGACAUGGAGUCCAUCGAUGCACUUGCACGGGCAAUCAAGGACUACGAGGGCGGCGUUGUCAUCGUGUCCCAUGACUUCCGUCUCAUCUCGCAGGUCGCCGAGGAGUUGUGGGAGGUCAAGGACCGGAAGAUCCGCAACUUGACGAAGGAGGACAUCUCCAUCGUCGACUACAAGAAGCUGUUGAUGAAGGACAGUCAAGCCGCGCUCGAGAAGGCGAAGCUGUUCUCGAAGACGGCGCCGAAGGGUACUGCCGCGUGAGCGCCGUCUUCGGCGCGUAUUCGAGUGGUCGAUGGAGCGCAGGGGCGGCACCAAAACGCGCGCGGCGGCGAAGGCGCAUCGGGCUUAUGGGCACCGUCCGCCUAGAUGCGCACGAGAUACGAGAUUGUACUUUGCACGCGCUAUCUGUAGUUCAUGUUGUACCAAGACGCGACUGUAUCGAGUAGCCUCACAAGCUAGAUAUCAUGUAUCGAUUCCCGUCAUUCAUCUGUAGUCGUAUUCACCUUACAGUCGUUUAUUCCAUCGAAUGCUUUCGACUCGCGUGCUUGUAGUUGCAGCCCCGAGAUAUGAGGAGGAUUACAGCGUUGGCUUCGUACGACUCAGACAUGCGAUAUUCACUCGCUUCCUUAUUCUCCGAU
Schizophyllum commune H4-8 is the source of this 2304-nucleotide messenger RNA. RefSeq names its product P-loop containing nucleoside triphosphate hydrolase protein. Bases 20 to 1927 code for a protein of 635 amino acids. The transcript is spliced from 12 exons. The record is from RefSeq and is a predicted model, not a curated record. Gene Ontology annotation, molecular function: ATP binding; ATP hydrolysis activity. NCBI's taxonomy places the organism in Eukaryota, Fungi, Basidiomycota, Agaricomycetes, Agaricales, Schizophyllaceae.